CUAUUUUAAAUAACGUUGAGCAGAAUGUCUUGAAUAUUUUUAAUUUAAAUGACGGUCAUUGCAAUGCGCGAAAGUAAUUUCCGGUUAUUGCACCGCAGUAACCGGAAAUUGUUAUCACUUUAAAAUGGCGCCUGUUUAAGCGAGAUCGCCUGUUAAUCCGAGAUUGAUGUCCGAUUUCUUAGCAUGUUUUGAAUGGUAAGACUUAAUCGAUGGUGAUCAGUUAAUUUUUUGUUAUCCGCAACACUUUGGACUCUAUAUGAAGGAGAUUCAAACGAGAUGUCUCCGUGUCUUGAAUUUUCCGAAAGUAUAGCUUCGCGCGUUGCAAAAGCGAAACUUUCGGACACGCCCAAAAAUCGUAAUUCCCAAUCGUAUUUGAAAAUUUGAUGUACAUCGCUGUACAUCGAUAAUCACGGCGCGAAAAGAUUCAAAUUUCUAUCUCGCUGUGCGCUCCAACACCACAGGAAUAAAUUAAUACCAUCUGUAAUAUAUUUAAAAUAAAUAUUGAAAAAUAAUUAGGCAAGUUUCUCAGUUAAUACGUCUGCCAUUUACAAGGUACGUUCUUAUAAAAGCAUAAAAAACACUUUUUUUUUUGUGUUUAAAAUAUCCUUUUUAAAACAUUCGGUACGUGAAAGAAAUUAGAUUAGAGAUAUUAAUUUCACUGCUGAUUUUCCUAAAUAGCACAUCGAAUGAAAUGAAUGACAUCUAACAAGAGACUUUGGGUUUUGAGUUUAACACAACUACAAUUAUGAAUUUCAAAAUCACAGCAAAAAUAAAGCACGAUUAACUUUGGAGCAUUGUUAACGCGCUACUGAUCGAGAGAGUAUUGAAUGAUGAAGAAUACAAUUGAGUAUUGAGAGAAUUUGAUAAUAUGAGAUCCUACAUGUGACCGCUAUCCGGAGAUAAAUUUUAUGAGGUGCUUCUUUUUAGGAGAAUAUUUAACAUUCGCUUAUCACAAGAAACGACCGUCACCGAUAUAACUGUUCUUUAAUUACUUAGGAAUAAGUAUAACUGCAUUUUGAGAAAAGAAAAUAUAGUUUGAACAAAUAUCAACCGAUAGCAGCAUGUCUACUGUAAUUCAAGAAGCGAAACUCCAGGAAUCUUCUGAUCAAAAUAUCCAAAUGCAGCAACUAUUGCCAAUGAGAUUCGCGAGAGAAAAAUGCAACAAGUUGGAUAAUCUAGAUUCUAUUGUUCCUUAUGCUACUUUAAGAAUGCGUAAUAUCGCUCGUUUAUCUGACGAAGAGUGUGCUAAUGCUAUUGCCAAACACCUGCAAUCAAACAAUAAGUUUAUGCAGGAUAAUUCCGAGUUAAAACAGUUUAGAAUGGAAACAGUGAGAAUGAUACCCCAAUGUCUCACUGUGAAAAGAUCUGUUAGGUCACAACUAUUGGCCACUGUUAAUCAAAGGACAAAAAGACCAAUUAGUUGUUGGAAAUUGUUUAAAUAUAACAUUAGUUUAAGAUUUACAAAGUUUCGAAUGACAAUACGAAAUCUUUUAACAUCAAUGAAAUUAUGGCAUCAAACAAUAAAAAUCAUUGAGAGCCACUAUGGAAGCGGCAUAGUAAUAUAUUUCCAAUUUUUAAGAUGGUUGCUCUUUCUCAAUAUAAUAUCCUGCAUUUUGAGUAUGUCCUUUAUUGUGAUUCCGCAGUCAUUGGAUCGAACGCAUGCGCCAAACGAUAUUAAAAUAUUGGACUUUUUAACAGGCAAUGGCUUUUUAUCCCAUACAAUAAUGUAUUAUGGUUUUUAUUCCAAUGGCACAGUAGACACACUAUUUGGAAGCAAAUAUAGCAUUCCGUUUGCUUAUUUCUUAACGCUACUCUUUUGUUAUAUAAUUAUAUUUGUUAUACUAUCUAUCAAAAUUUUAUCAUCUUAUAGAAAAUCUUACGUCAAAACAUAUGGAAAAGUGUUAUAUAGUAAUAAAAUAUUUUGUGGAUGGGAUUUCAACAUAUCUUCACCAAAAACUGCUGCUUUGCAAUCAGCCUCGAUUUAUAAAGAGCUGGAAGAGUUAUUGACACAAACGAGAGAGUAUACCCGUUUGCACUGUUGUGCCAAAUGUUUGUUGAUUAUAAUGCGAUUUGUUGCGACAGCUAUUUUUAUAUUUAUGAUUUGCGGUGCUAGUGCAUUCGUUUGGAUACUAUUAAAUCAUUACAAUAUAAAAGUUCAUUCAACUAUCUCAGCUAUGAUCGUACCGAUAGUCAUCACUACCAUUAUUCAUAUUUUUCCAACAAUUGUCUUCUAUGUAGCACUACUGGAACGCUAUGACAACAAACGCACGGAACUUUAUGUGAUGGUCAUCAAAAAUUACACGAUUGCCGCAAUAAUAAUUGGUACCUUGUUUAUCUUCUGGAUAAUUCAUAGUACGUCACAUUGCUGGCAAACGUAUCUAGGCGAAGAGAUCUAUCGACUCAUUGUAUUGGAUUUCAUCGCUUCCAUAUUCGGGAUGAGUUUGCAAUCUAUACGCUCUACGCUGUAUAAAAGACUCUCGACGAGAGUCGGCAGACCAGAAUUUGAUAUCGCCCGAAGUAUAUUAAAUCUUAUAUACAAUCAAACGCUCUUUUGGAUAGGCCUUUACUUCAGUCCAUUAAUAUCUGUUAUAAUCGCAAUAAAAUUAAUCUGUACGUUUUAUAUGAAGAGAUACGAAUUGAAAAGAUAUUACCGACAGCCGUCGCAGCCUUGGCGAACGGCACAGACGCAAACGCUGUUUUUGGCUCUUACAUUCGUUAGCAUUAUCGUCAUUUUAUUUACGAUAGGAUACAUCAUUACAAAUGUAAAAAGUGACAAAUGUGGGCCAUUUAGAAAUUAUACUCAUACCUGGGACUUUAUUACUGACGGGAUACUAUCUUUGAGGAGAGGCAGCAAGUUUUGGAAAGUCGUUUCGGAACUUGCGAGACCGGUAACUGGCGCUGUGAUAUUGAUCGGCAUGAGUAUUGCAGUGUAUUGUCUGCAAGCAAAAGCGGAAGCGAGUAAGGAAAUGUUACAAAUUUUGUCUGACAUGGUUCUCCUGCAAUCCCAAGACAAGCAAUUUCUCAUAAGAAAUUUUAAUAAAUGCGUUAAUAAAUCAGGUACUCUUGUUUCUGAUGAGAUUAGUCUGACUCAGGAUAUUGAGCUUACUGAGCAGAAUCAUGGAAAUGAAAAAAUUCCAGUUUUUUGCCAACAUACCUUACCAUCGACCAGUUUCGAAGAAAAAUGAAAAAUUACAAAUCGCAAUAUACGUUCAUUGACAACUCGAUGAUUAAAUAUCAAAGCGUAUUGAUUAAAAAUCGAUACAUUUUUAUAAUCAAGUCAUUACUUAGAUUUAAUUUUAAAAUAUUAUUGCUUCCACGAUUUCAUAAUCUAGACACUCAAAACUGUCAUAUAUGAUAAAAUAAGAAUAUAUCUUUAAUAUUUUACACAAUGUAUAUGAAUGUAACA
Pogonomyrmex barbatus (red harvester ant) is the source of this 3406-nucleotide messenger RNA. RefSeq names its product transmembrane channel-like protein 5. Gene Ontology annotation, cellular component: plasma membrane. Lineage: Eukaryota; Metazoa; Arthropoda; Insecta; Hymenoptera; Formicidae. Gene Ontology annotation, molecular function: mechanosensitive monoatomic ion channel activity. The record is from RefSeq and is a predicted model, not a curated record.